GGUAUUUAAAAAAAAGAACAGAACACAUCACAGGUCAGGUGGGAACUGCUUCCGGUUUAAGAGGGGUCACGCAAAAAGGCAGAACAUCGAAAAGUGUUAAAAGGAGAAAAAAUGUUGCUACAGAGGGUGUUGAACUUUGGGUGCCUGACGCUGAAGCACAGCAGAUGCAUCCAGCACAGUCCCGCGUGGAGGAGUCCUCUCAUACCCAUCGUUGUCGAGCAGACGGGAAGGGGGGAGAGAGCUUACGACAUCUACUCUCGCCUCCUGAGGGAGAGGAUCAUCUGUGUCAUGGGGCCUAUCGAUGACACUGUCGCCAGCCUGGUGAUCGCCCAGCUGCUGUUCCUGCAGUCUGAGAGCAACAACAAGCCCAUCCACAUGUACAUCAACAGCCCAGGUGGAGUAGUGACUGCCGGCUUGGCCAUCUAUGACACCAUGCAGUACAUCCUCAACCCCAUCUCCACCUGGUGCGUCGGCCAGGCGGCCAGCAUGGGCAGCCUGCUCCUGGCGGCCGGCACCAGCGGGAUGAGGCAUUCCCUCCCUAACGCACGCAUCAUGGUCCACCAGCCCUCAGGGGGGGCCCGGGGCCAGGCCACAGACAUCGCCAUCCAGGCCGAGGAGAUCCUGAAGCUCAAGAGACAGAUCAACACGAUCUACGCCAAACACACCAGGCAGCCGCUGGAAACCAUAGAGGGCGUGAUGGAGCGAGACCGCUACAUGAGCCCCAUGGAGGCCCAGGACUUUGGCAUCAUCGACCGGGUCCUGGUGCACCCCCCACAGGCCGGCCAGGACGAGCCGGAGCUGGUUCAGAAGGAGCCGGCGCCGGCGGCGAGUCCCUCCCCCCAGCCUGCAGCCCCGGAGCCGGCCGCCUCCGGACAGAGCCCCCCCUCCUCACACAAACCUGAGCCGUGAGGCUUUGGGAGGAGUUUCUAGUUGCUCUGAAGCCAGCCCCCCCUCUGGGAAGGUCGUCCACCCCUGAACUGGCGACCUGGUGCUCUGGUCAGAAAGGACACGUGACCUCCUGAAGCCCCUCAAAAAUCUUUCUGAAACUUCUGUGUCGACCCCCCCCCCCCCCCCCCCGGCCCAGAAACCUUCAGAUGAGUCGACCUCCAAGGCCGCUCAAAAGACCGCCGGCGUGGCGUCCACGUUAGUUACAGAACCUCCGUUUAGGAACGCCUCAGAAGAACACGGCAGUGAAAUAAAACAGUGUGGAGUCUCUCGGUCGUAUUUUCUGUUUUAACGUGUGGAGACAUUUCCUGGAGGACAUUUAUAAAGAAUUAAGGACUAAACUG
Molecule: messenger RNA, 1289 nt
Organism: Oryzias latipes (Japanese medaka)
Lineage: Eukaryota; Metazoa; Chordata; Actinopteri; Beloniformes; Adrianichthyidae
Gene: clpp
Product: caseinolytic mitochondrial matrix peptidase proteolytic subunit
Biological process (GO): protein quality control for misfolded or incompletely synthesized proteins
Cellular component (GO): endopeptidase Clp complex
Molecular function (GO): ATP-dependent peptidase activity; ATPase binding; serine-type endopeptidase activity
Source: RefSeq, a predicted model, not a curated record